Molecule: messenger RNA, 3001 nt
Organism: Anopheles gambiae (African malaria mosquito)
Lineage: Eukaryota; Metazoa; Arthropoda; Insecta; Diptera; Culicidae
Product: elongation factor 1-alpha 1
Exons: 4
Coding region: 347-1735 (462 amino acids)
Biological process (GO): translation; translational elongation
Molecular function (GO): translation elongation factor activity; GTPase activity; GTP binding
Source: RefSeq, a predicted model, not a curated record
ACGAUUGAAAGCGAACGUGCGCUGGUGCAGUUUCGUCCUUUCUCAUUCCGGAACAGUUUGCAGCCCUGAAAGAGGCAGGAUUUGUGUUUCUGUGCGUGUAAGUGUGUCGUCUUUGAUCUUACCGGUUGUGCAUUUGGGAAGAAUUGCCCUUUAUUUUCGGCAAAUCGUACGAGUGAGCGAGCGUUUGGUGUCCCCCCCUUUAACCCGGCAUCAGCAAGACACAAAGCAAAAGAAAACGGAUAUUGCUAAAGGAAUAGGAAGCGUCUAGAGUGAGAGAGAGAGCGAGCGAGUUUUAGUUGGAUUUUGUUUUGAGCCAGCAGUAGCAGACCCCGUAAACGGCCGCAGAAUGGGAAAGGAGAAGACUCAUAUUAACAUCGUCGUCAUCGGUCACGUCGACUCCGGCAAGUCGACCACCACCGGCCAUCUGAUCUACAAGUGCGGCGGUAUCGACAAGCGUACGAUCGAGAAGUUCGAGAAGGAGGCGCAGGAAAUGGGCAAGGGCUCGUUCAAGUACGCCUGGGUGCUGGACAAGCUGAAGGCGGAGCGUGAGCGUGGUAUCACCAUCGAUAUCGCGCUGUGGAAGUUCGAAACGUCCAAGUACUACGUGACGAUCAUCGACGCCCCUGGCCAUCGCGAUUUCAUCAAGAACAUGAUCACCGGCACGUCCCAGGCGGACUGUGCCGUGCUGAUCGUUGCCGCCGGUACCGGCGAGUUCGAGGCCGGCAUCUCCAAGAACGGCCAGACCCGCGAGCACGCCCUGCUGGCCUUCACGCUCGGCGUCAAGCAGCUGAUCGUCGGCGUGAACAAGAUGGACUCGACCGAUCCGCCGUACCAUGAGGCGCGCUACGAGGAAAUCAAGAAGGAGGUGUCGUCGUACAUCAAGAAGAUCGGCUACAACCCGGCCUCGGUGGCGUUCGUGCCGAUCUCGGGCUGGCACGGCGACAACAUGCUCGAACCGUCGGACAAGAUGCCGUGGUUCAAGGGAUGGGCCGUGGAGCGCAAGGAGGGCAAGGCUGAGGGCAAGACGCUCAUCGAAGCCCUGGACAACAUUCUGCCGCCGUCGCGCCCGACCGACAAGGCGCUGCGUCUGCCGCUGCAGGACGUCUACAAAAUCGGCGGUAUCGGUACGGUACCGGUCGGUCGUGUUGAAACCGGCGUUCUCAAGCCAGGUAUGGUGGUUGUGUUCGCUCCGGUCAACAUCACCACUGAGGUAAAGUCCGUGGAGAUGCACCACGAGGCUCUGGCCGAGGCUCUGCCCGGUGACAACGUUGGCUUUAACGUGAAGAACGUGUCGGUGAAGGAGCUGCGCCGUGGCUACGUUGCCGGUGACUCCAAGGCUAGCCCACCGAAGGGUGCCUCCGACUUCACCGCUCAGGUCAUUGUGCUGAAUCAUCCGGGCCAGAUCUGCAACGGCUACACGCCGGUGCUCGAUUGCCACACCGCUCACAUUGCGUGCAAGUUUGCGGAAAUCAAGGAGAAGUGCGAUCGCCGUUCCGGCAAGGUGACCGAGGAGAACCCGAAGUCGAUCAAGUCCGGUGACGCUGCGAUCGUCAACCUGGUGCCAAGCAAGCCGCUGUGCGUCGAAAGCUUCCAGGAGUUCCCGCCGCUCGGCCGCUUCGCCGUGCGCGACAUGCGUCAGACGGUGGCCGUCGGCGUCAUCAAGUCGGUCAACUUUAAGGAGGCUUCCGGUGGUAAAGUAACGAAGGCCGCCGAAAAGGCCCAGAAGAAGAAAUAACUAGAGACACAGCAACACCCGUCACUAGUAGUAGAAGCAGAGGAAUAUGAGUAUGAGCUAGCAGUACUAACAACAACAGCAGCAGUCGCAGCAGCAGAAGCAACAACAGCGAUAAGAAAGGAUAUCCAAUUCUCUACGUUAUUAUUAGAAGAUAAUAAUUAUGAUGAUUACGAAGAUGAUGCUGAUCGCGCACGGGACGACGAGUCGGUGGUAAUGGCGUGGCUGAAGAAAAAUCAUUCACUAUUAUUAUUAUUAAAUAAUAAUCUAAGAAUUAAUAUUAAUGAUAAAUUACCACUUAACCAUGCUACUACUGAUAACACUUAUAAUUGUAAUAAUUUAAAACGCCACUCAUCGUCGUCGUCAACCAGGGGAAGUGGUGCGGCACGCCCCGCCCCGCCCUAUCCGGCUGCCGUCGGCGAUGUCGACCGGGCGGACCGGGCGGCCACGGGCACCACCGGCUGCACCUUCUCCCUCAAACCAUCGCCCUCACUGUCACUGUUUUCAUCGGUAACUAAUUUAUUUUACCACCAUCGCAAAGCAUUUCGGAGGAAAAGUGGUGGCAUCGAUGGCCGGCGCGCGAUCGCCGUAGCGUCGCCGCACGGUCAGCAAUACCGCCAGCUGCUGGUCGACACCAUCGCGACCGCCCUCGUCCUUGUGCACAGCAUCGUCUUCGUCGUCGUUGCGCCUGCAGUUAGCAGCAUGAUCGCCACCGCUACCGUAGUGUUAGUACAGCUUCGAACCAAUUCAUUGGCUUCGCUACGAUCAUGAUGAUACUCUCCGGAGAGACUAGGGCCAGAGGAUAUAUGCGCGCGACUACCAUCAGAAUACUAGAAACACAGGAAGGAAUGUGAAGGCCGGCAAGCAAGCGGCGGUUUAGCGAUUCUAUUACCAGCAAGCUGUGAAUCAAGCAUACCUGAACAUACUAAUUGCACCAGGCAAACAGACACAACAACAACAGCCCAAAAAGACAAAGAAUUAUGUAAAAGAUUUUUAAAAGCCAACCGCCGCCGCCGUCGCCAUCGCUGCCGCUGCCGCUGCUCCUUGUAGGACCGGAAUCCAGGCUUUUGAUUUGUGCAAGCGCAACAUUACUAGCUAAAUAUGGGCUUCGUUGGUCGCGGGACAACAUCGCAGUGGUUGGUGGUGAUGGUGGUGGUGCUAUAACAAGCCAAAAAAAGACGCACUCAACACAAAACCAUGAGAGCAGCAAAUUCGUCGCAAAAAUUCGAGCGAAAAAGAAACAAGAAAAGACCAUUUACGAUCCUAAAA